Heterobasidion irregulare TC 32-1 is the source of this 228-nucleotide messenger RNA. RefSeq lists its product as uncharacterized. The coding region runs from base 1 to 228 and encodes 75 amino acids. The transcript has a single exon. The record is from RefSeq and is a predicted model, not a curated record. Lineage: Eukaryota; Fungi; Basidiomycota; Agaricomycetes; Russulales; Bondarzewiaceae.
AUGCCAACCUAUUCGUCUGGAUGUCGCAGAUCUGAUGACUGUGAUGGUCGCUUCUCAGGCGGGCCGUGGAUGCUGGAGACGUGGAAACAUGACAUGCAGUGUGUACAUUUUGUAUUUAGCUCUCGGUCGAUGUAUUGGACAGAAUGGAAUAAAUAUAAAAGAGUGCGUUUGGCACUUGUCCUCCUCCGAGGAUUUGUAGCCUCACCUCACCGCCCCAGCAGUGACUAG